Saccostrea cuccullata (small rock oyster) is the source of this 774-nucleotide messenger RNA. RefSeq names its product adhesive plaque matrix protein 2-like. The transcript has 8 exons. The record is from RefSeq and is a predicted model, not a curated record. Bases 2 to 718 code for a protein of 238 amino acids. NCBI's taxonomy places the organism in Eukaryota, Metazoa, Mollusca, Bivalvia, Ostreida, Ostreidae.
AAUGGCUUCGGUUAGUCCUGAAAAUAAUGGCUUAGUGCAAGGAGAGAUGGAUUAUAAGGGUGGGAUGAGAAAACGAACGAUUAUUUCAGUAGUUCUUGGACUCUUCUUAGCCGUGGUUCUUACAGCUUUCAUAACAAUUUUGGUGAUAUAUCUGAAAGGAGAGAAUAUAAAAGAACGAGAGGAAGGUGGAUAUAAAGUUAAUGCAUGUGACAACCAUGACUGUCAGAAUGGGAAUUGUGUGGCAGACAAAUCCAGAACACGAGGAUACACGUGUAAUUGCACUCUUGGCUAUGUCGGUCAUAAUUGUGAAGCUGAUGCAUGUAACAUCACCUAUUGUAAGAAUGAAGGCAGUUGUGAAGCAGACCUGAGUAGAGUACUAGGAUACAAAUGUCGAUGCACUAUAGAUUAUGUCGGAGAAAAUUGCGAAGUUAAUGCAUGUGACAACCAUGACUGUCAGAAUGGGAAUUGUAGGGCAGACAAAUCCAGAACACGAGGAUACAUGUGUAACUGCACUCUUGGAUAUGUUGGACAUAAUUGUGAAGCCGAUGCAUGUAACAUCACCUAUUGUAAUAAUGGAGGCAGUUGUGAGGCGGACCUGGCUAGAGUACGAGGAUACAAAUGCCGUUGCAACAUAGGUUAUGUCGGAGAAAAUUGCGAAGUCAAAGUAUGUGAAAACGGCGAAUGCCAAAAUGGAGGCACAUGCGAAAAAGACCAGUAGAGAGUAAAAGGAUACGUUUGUAGUUGUGCCCCUGGUUAUAUUGGUUACGAUUGUGA